Molecule: messenger RNA, 2150 nt
Organism: Notolabrus celidotus (New Zealand spotty)
Lineage: Eukaryota; Metazoa; Chordata; Actinopteri; Labriformes; Labridae
Gene: ptcd3
Product: pentatricopeptide repeat domain 3
Exons: 23
Coding region: 41-2020 (659 amino acids)
Biological process (GO): mitochondrial translation
Cellular component (GO): mitochondrion
Molecular function (GO): rRNA binding; protein binding; ribosomal small subunit binding
Source: RefSeq, a predicted model, not a curated record
UGAUGGUUUCUCCCUCCCAUGAUCCUUCAGUCCUUCCAACAUGGCGGCUCCCUGUAAGCACGUAGGGCACUACUUCCAAAGAAACAGCCGCUUUAUACUCAAUAACUUGGAGCAGUCAUGGGGUCACAGGACUUUUGGCUGGACUUCAGCUCUGCAACAACAAGCUGCAGAAAACAUUAAAGAAACAUCAGAGACUAUCGUCAUCCCCAGGAAGAAAACAUGGAGCAAAGAAGCAGUACUGGAGGCUCUGUCUGCGACAGUCAGCAGGGAUCCAACGUCAUAUUCCUACCAGUUCCAGGAUGAUCCGUACCUCUCCCCCAGGACCUCCUCAGAGUUUAGGCUCUACUCUCUCGCCCAGGAGUCUGGAAGAUCUGCAGCCAAAUACUUUAUCAACAAUAAUCCAAAGUUCUUCAAGAAAGACUUCGCUGAGCCGCAUAUACCUUGUCUGAUGCCAGAGACUGUGUCACUGUGUCUGGAGGAGGUGAGUGAAGACGCUCUGAAGGAACGGAUCAAGUUGAGGAAAGUUAAAGCAGCUGUUGAAAUGUUUGAUCAGCUGCUGCAGGCCGGCUCACCUGUCUGUAUGGAAACCACUCAUGAUCUGUUGGACCUGAUCUGUCUGUACUGUGACAGCGACCCUGCAGAGGAAGGACCACAGACGGAGGACAUGGAGGCGAUGAAGAGAAAGAAAGGCAGAGUCCGUCGGUCGGCAGACAUCCUGAAGUCGACCUGGAGAGAAAACAACAACGCAGAACGAAUCUUUAACCUCCUCCCAGAGAGAGACACACGCUGCUACUCGGCUCUGAUCAGAGGCAUGGUGAAGCACGGAGCCUACACCAAGGCCUUCAGCGCAUACACUGACAUGCUGAACAACAGGCUGACUGCUGACAUCCACAUCUUCAAUGCCCUGAUCUUAGCGGCUCCAGAGGUCAAAGAGAAAUACAACGAGAGAUGGGACGGCAUCUCUGAGCUCUUGAAGCAGAUGAGUGAACAGAAGGUUCAGCCCAACCUGCUGACCUUCAACAGCGUCCUCAAAGCUCUGAAACGCUGCGGCUCUUUGGCCAGAGCUCAGUCAUCUCACACUCUGAACGAGAUGAAGGCUUUGGGAAUAGCUCCCAGCCUGGCCUCCUAUGAUCAUGUCCUGGCGAUCUUCUUCCAAGGAGCGUCUCGCCAGGCCAGCACUGACGUUCUCCAGGAGGUGAUAUCAGAGCUGGCAGGAAGCAGCUUCACCUGUCAGGACCCUGAUGACACUGUUUUCUUCCUCAGCGCCAUGAGAAUAUGUUUGGAUCUCAAAGACCUGGAGAUGGCUUAUAAGCUCCAGAGUCUGGUGGAGGUCGGAGAAAACUGGAGGCUUUUGGGAGAUUCCUACAAUCAGAGUAUUUACUACGGUCGUUUCUUCAGCCUGCUGUGUUUGAUGGAGCACAUCGACGUGGUGAUGAAGUGGUACAGACGACUCGUCCCCUCGCUUUAUUACCCGAACACUCAUGGUCUGAGGGACCUGCUGCAGGCUCUAGACACUGACAGCCGCCUGGACCUGCUGCCCUCUAUAUGGAAAGACAUCCGGACUCUAGGACACGAUAAUAAGGCUGAUGUUGUUGAGGAGCUGCUCGCCCUGAUGGCCAGAGACACACACAGUCCUGAGGUUCAGGAGUCCUUUGCAGCGUGUGCUCUGGAUGUAAGGAGUGUGUUUGACAGAGACAGAGUGAGGCCCGGCCUGGAGUGGAGCCCCGCCUCCCUCUCACACAUCACCUCCCUGCUGCUGCGGGCCAACAAGACCCAACAGGCCUGGGAGAUGCUGCAGCUUUUCAAAUCCAAGAACAGAGUUCCAGCUCAGGGUCUUUUGGAGGAGUUCCUGUCCGCGUGCUCCCCACAGAGAGCGGUGGAGCUGGUCCAGCUGUCUGCGACCUUCUGUCUGUCUGCUACACCAACACUGGCAACGCGAGCGCUGGCUGAGUUUGAUCUGACGGAGGAACAGAGGGCCGUGUUAUCUGAGCUGGAGUCAGCAGGAGAGUCCUCUGAGUGAAGGGGGGAAGGAACCACGAUGACACCAAUCCAUUCAUAUAAAGAUCUAACAUAGAAAGUCUACUGUAUUGUGUCCUGAACAUGUCUGUCUCAUAAAUAAAAUGCUUUGUGUUGUUUGUGAGGUAGAGGGA